AUGGAUGAUAGCACUGCACCCAUUACUGUGUGCUAUGGUGGGAAUUUUGUUACUGGAGAAGUGUGGAAAUAUGUUGGAGGAAGUGUUGCUGUUGUUAGGAGAUAUCUGUAUGAUGAUGGUAGUGUGAGAGAUCUAGUUUACCAUUUUCUUCAUCAUCAUGAGGUUUAUGUGUAUGUUGAAACUGUUGGUGCUGAGUAUGAGGAAAUAGUGUUGGAAGCUGGUAUUGAAUCUGAGGUUGGUGAUAGAUCUGUUUUAGAGCAAGAUCGGAUAUCUGAGGACACCGAGGCUUCCCUCACAGCUCGUGUGCUAGAGAUAUGUGAGCAACUUGAGAAAAGUGGUGGCUUAGGUGAUGAUGAAGAGGAGACGCUGCCUGAAUCAUCGAGUAUAAUCAAUUUGGGUUCUUGGGAUGUUGCACUGUCCAAUGAUGACGAUGAGGAAACAUUACUGCAUACAAUUUACGAGAGUGAUGUUGAUGAUGAAGACAUUGCAGUUGCAAGGGAAGAAGUGAGGGCAUAUCAGCAAGGAAGGAAAGCAUCAAUUGGGGUAGUGGAUGAGGGCACUUCAGUAAAUCAGGAUUGUGGAGCUCCAACGGCAGAUCGUGAUGAUACGGAAUAUGAGCAAAGUGGUGACAACGGCAGUAGCUCAGAGGAUCGUGAUAACGAAGAUGUUGCAGCUCAGCGUACAAUUAGAAGAAGGUAUCCUUCUUAUAAUUCAACCGAUACAAGUCCUAUGCUUUGCUUAUCGAUGAGUUUUGAUGAUGCCAAACAAUUUAGAGAAGCUAUUGUGAGGGACUCAAUCACUCAUCAAAGGAAUAUCAAAUUCACUAGUAAUACCAAGGAUUAUGUUAGAGCAAUAUAAUGAGUAGGGUUGGUGGAAUCAUACGGUGCUCACUAUGCUAUCGGGAAGGGCACAAUAAGGUUGGUUGUCCAAAUAAGAAGCAGCAACAGCGACAAGAGCAGACAACACAGGCCAAUGAUACAGGGGUACCUCAGGGAGCCACACAAAGUAAUGAUGGGGAACUAAGUGGGCCAACUCAGUCCAACAUUGUACAGCCGAGGAGCAAAAUUCAAGUAAGCUCUUUGUUAAGGAUAUUCCACGUGCAUGUAGUUGUUUGUGAAUUAACCUCAUUCUGUUAUGUCAUUUUGCAGAUUAGAAAAAGACCAAGUGGAGGUGUUUCC
Molecule: messenger RNA, 1178 nt
Organism: Syzygium oleosum
Lineage: Eukaryota; Viridiplantae; Streptophyta; Magnoliopsida; Myrtales; Myrtaceae
Exons: 3
Coding region: 1-858 (285 amino acids)
Source: RefSeq, a predicted model, not a curated record